AUGGCCCAACCACCCGACCAAUUCACCUUCUCCCCCGCCGUACACCCCCUCACAGCCUCCCCCGCCGCCUUCCAAGCCCUCUACCCCCAUGUCACCGACUUCAUGACAGGCAUCGUCGUCUUCCGCACCUCGCCCACGCUCCAAGCCCUCGUCGUGCGCCGCGCCGCCAACGACUCCCACCCCCUCCACUGGGAGACUCCCGGCGGCGGCAUCGACGCAACAGACGCCUCCGUCCUCUCCGCAGCCGCCCGCGAGCUCUGGGAAGAAACAGGCCUCGUCGCGCAGCACUUCCACGCACCCGUGCUGGUGUCGCCGAUGCCGGACUUCUCGACCCCCGAAGGCCAGGCGCUCAAGAAGAGCUUCUCGCUGGACCCGGAGUCCAAGGAGAGCGUGGACACGAUUGAUAUGGACGGGCUGGGGUUGAGUUUUACUGAGCCAGGGCGGCGAUGGGGAAAAGUUGCUGUGUUGGCGGAUGCGGUGGAUACGGCGGCCGUGACUAUCCGGCCGGAUGAGCAUGAUCGGUGGGCAUGGAUUACGGAGGAGGAGGCUACGAGUGGCAAGUUUGCGAGCGGCGAGACGCUGGGCUUUGUGGCCGUGGGCGUGAUGCAGACUGUCGUGGAGGGGUUUCGUAUAAAGAAGGCGUUGCUUGCUGCUGAACAGUAA
Molecule: messenger RNA, 663 nt
Organism: [Torrubiella] hemipterigena
Lineage: Eukaryota; Fungi; Ascomycota; Sordariomycetes; Hypocreales; Clavicipitaceae
Source: the annotation of a GenBank genome assembly